This is a messenger RNA of Candidozyma duobushaemuli, 1377 nucleotides long. RefSeq lists its product as uncharacterized. Lineage: Eukaryota; Fungi; Ascomycota; Pichiomycetes; Serinales; Metschnikowiaceae. The coding region runs from base 1 to 1377 and encodes 458 amino acids. The transcript has a single exon. The record is from RefSeq and is a predicted model, not a curated record.
AUGCUUCGGUUGGCUCAAAAUUCGGGAAGGUUGCUUCCUAGAACACGUGCAUCAUUAAGAUACCCUCCAUUGACGAGAAGUCAGCCUCGCCAGCUCUCCUCAAGCACCAUAGGCUCCUUGAGAUCUGGAGGUCUUAUAGCUAACAUCAUUGGAGGAGCCUAUUUAGGCGGCUUGGUCGUCUGUUUUGGCUCCUUGUACCUAUUGUACCAGGAUGCAGACAAAAGACAACACAUUCCGUUCCUGGUGGGUUUGGAAAAUACAGUGACUGCUGUGAAAGGCAUUGGUAAAGAUGACGUGCUCCAGCUGCCUAGGCACGCUGUGAAGCAUUACCGUCGUUUGCUUGUGAAGUUUGGUGAAAAAAUCGACCCAGACUUCAAGUUUGAGGAGGAAGUCAACGGAGAAAGAAACUACCUUGUGCCGUUGGUUAGCAGUGAAGCAUUGCUUCAAAAAAAGGGAGCUGACUUCACAAACUUCUACAUCGAUAUCGUUUUGAGAUACUCGCGUGCCCUUUUGGCGAAAGAGAAGCAUUUGGAGUCCAUCAGCAUGCUCAAGCAGGUAAUUGACAAUGAUGAGAUCUUCUACAGACUAGGAGAUGCGGAGAGGAUGAGUCAGUGCUGCCGUCUUUUGAGUGACAUUUCGACCUCGCAAGAAGAGAAAGAGCUCUAUCUCAAGCGUGCCGUUGACAUGUUGGCACAGACUUUCCUGAAAGUCCACUUGGACAACUACCUUCUACAAGACGACCUGAGGGUAUCUGACGAGUUGAUCCGCUCGCUCAACAGUCUAGCGUUUGUGUACGCCACGGAGAGUAAGUCCAAGGGCAAGAAGGAAAAGGAGAAGUUGCUCUCGCAGGCGCUCAACAUCUACUUGGCCAACUUGAAAAGCGUAACGACGAUUGCCAAUACCAUUUCUUCCGGUGAAUUGACCCAGGCAUCGUACCCUCUCUUUAACUGUGACGAGGACAAUCUCAAGAUGCUCAGUGCCGAGAUGAAGAGUCACAUUUCGGAAAUCUUAUGGGCAAGAAACUACAAGAAAAGUGCUGUGGCGUGGGGCGAGGAGGUCGUGGAUGAGAUUUACUUUGACCACAGAAAUAUUGCCAGGGCAGCUCCAGUGCUCAACACGGUCUUGGAGAAUUUGAUUGUCAUGUAUGGCAAACUCAAGGACAAGAAAGCUCAGGAGCGCUGUGUUGCUCUCCAAUUGGAGUUACGUGGGUUUGAUCGUGAUCCUCCUUCGUGGUACGACAGCGUUGUGAACCGGUUCAGCAAAAUAAUAUACUACAGGGGACCGCUUGGAGUUUUGGAGAAGGCACUUAAGGAGAGAUUCGGACCGCCAGUGAGGGUUCCGGAGCUCGAGGAGCACGAGGAUGAGGACAAGGAGUAG